Fusarium coffeatum is the source of this 1218-nucleotide messenger RNA. RefSeq lists its product as uncharacterized. The transcript is spliced from 4 exons. NCBI's taxonomy places the organism in Eukaryota, Fungi, Ascomycota, Sordariomycetes, Hypocreales, Nectriaceae. The coding region runs from base 1 to 1218 and encodes 405 amino acids. The record is from RefSeq and is a predicted model, not a curated record.
AUGUCGUCGGAGAACAAGGAAAUCGAUUACUCUCUGGCUAACCCAGACACCCUCACAAAGUACAAGACCGCUGCUCAGAUCUCCGAGAAGGUUCUUGCUGAGGUUUCCAAGCUCGUUGUUCCUGGCGCCAAGAUUGUCGAUAUCUGCCAGCAGGGAGACAAGCUCAUCGAGGAAGAGGUUUCCAAGGUCUACCGAGGAAAGAAGAUCAACAAGGGUUUCUCCCACCCCACUACCGUCUCCCCCUCGUCCUACGUCACUCCCUACACUCCUCUUACCUCCGACGAGGCUGAGGCCAGCGCCGAGAUUAAGGAUGGCGAGGCUAUCAAGAUCCAGCUUGGUGCUCAAAUCGAUGGCUUCGGUUCCAUCGUCUGUGACACUGUGAUCGCCACCCCCGAAGACAAGGCUGGCGAGAAGAUCACUGGCCGAACUGCCGACCUGGUCCUCGCUAACUACUACAUCAACGAGGUCCUUCUGCGAUUGAUGAUCCCCCCUGGUCUCCUGGCCCAGGGCUCUGAUGAGGAGAAGGCCAAGGCUGCCUCCCAGAAGGCUCCCACACAGGCCAAGAUCACCAGCCUCCUGGAGAAGGUUGCCAAGGCCUACGAAGUCAACAUUGUCGAGAGCACCACUUCGUGGCUUUUCGACCACAACGAGAUCGAAGGUAGCAAGAAGAUUGUCCUUUCUCCUGCCGAGGGCACCAAGGGUGAGGGUGUUCCUGAGGUCGGUGAAGUUUGGGGUGUCGAGGUCGGUGUCAGUCUGGGCUCCGGAAAGGUCAAGGGACUCGACCAGCGUGCUACUCUCCACCGCCGCACCAACCAGACUUACGGUUUGAAGCGACCUACUUCUCGCAAGAUCCUCAACGAGGUCCAGAAGAAGUUCGGUAUUUUCCCCUUCAGCUUGCGACAGCUUGAGGACGAGCGUGACGCCAAGUCUGGUGUCGUUGAGUGUGUCCGAGGAAACGUCUUCCGCCAAUACGAGCUCGUUGGUGACAAGGACAACUCCCCCGUUGCCCGAUACCUUACAACUCUCGCCAUUACCAAGAACGGUAUUACCAAGCUUGGUGGCCCUCCUGCUCUGGACCUCGAGAAGUACGAGACCGACAAGAAGAUCGAGGACGAGGAAAUCCUUAAGAUCCUGGAACAGCCCAUGGCCCGAAACACCGGCAAGAAGAAGAGCAAGCCCAAGAAGAAGGCCGCCAAGAAGGAGGGCGAUGAAGAGUAA